Molecule: messenger RNA, 5861 nt
Organism: Diorhabda sublineata
Lineage: Eukaryota; Metazoa; Arthropoda; Insecta; Coleoptera; Chrysomelidae
Product: homeobox protein araucan-like
Exons: 8
Coding region: 505-2172 (555 amino acids)
Biological process (GO): cell development; neuron differentiation; regulation of transcription by RNA polymerase II
Cellular component (GO): nucleus
Molecular function (GO): RNA polymerase II cis-regulatory region sequence-specific DNA binding; DNA-binding transcription factor activity, RNA polymerase II-specific
Source: RefSeq, a predicted model, not a curated record
AUAGUAGGCGAAAGACCCGCGGGGUCGCUCAUGUACAUCGUGCAGCUAAUUAUAAUAGUGUUCGGGGGGUUGGCACGGUGCAUCCACGGUGGGGAUAGAGGGGGGCGGUCACCACCGACCUCACGCAGUCUCUCACGUUGCCUACGGAACCGCUGUCCUCCACACACAUUGUUACACUGAGCCUUCCUCUACCCAUACGCUCUGGACACGAACGAACUUCCGACCUAUACGCCGGUAACUCACUGUGACUCCAGUGCCGUGCAUGUGACUGUGCUCUAAUACUUCGAAAUUGGCCGAAAAUUGUGAUUGAGGUGCCGCGCGUCCCCCAAAGUGAGAGGUGAUAGCCGGCAACGGCCGGUAAAUACAAACAAUACCCGAAGUUCGUGACAAAAAUAACUUUUUUUGUUUGUUUGAUGAAAUGUCGGUUGUUUCUUCCGCGGCAUUUUCUCCAUAGUUAAUUAACUAUUUCACGGUGGGCCAAUCGUUACGUGGGUGUUUUUCAAGAUGGAGGGCGGUUGGGAAUCCCACGUAUCCCCUUUAAUGAUGGGCGUGGGGAUGGGUGAGAUACAGAAUAUGGCAGAUAUGCAAACACACGGACAGGACAUAUCUGGAGAUAUGUCCUUACAGCAUCAUCAUAAUCAUCACGAUAUGAGCGCGCAUAAUGACUUAAGCCAAGAUAUACAUCAGGAAAUCGAGCACCAUGAUAUGAGGUCUCAUCAUGGGGAUAACGGGGAUUAUUAUACUCAUCAGGAAAACGCGUAUAGAUAUACAACCAAAGAGCUUUUGGUGUCUGGUCAACCAACCACCAACUCAGGAUCAUCGCCAGUUUCUGGUGGUGGAUCAUUAAGUCCUGGCGGAUCAGCCGGUAUUCCAGGUGCUUUAUCACCAGGAGGGACUUCAUCUACUGGACCGACUCAGUGCUGUGAAUCUGGACGACCGCUUGUAACGGAUCCGGUAACCGGCCAAAGUGUAUGUUCUUGUCAAUAUGAUUCAGCUAGAUUGGCAGCUUUACAAUAUCGGAACGCUAGUGUUGGAGUAUAUGGUACUCCUUAUCCUUCGACUGACCAAAAUCCUUAUCCUAGUAUAGGAGUAGAUAGCUCGGCAUUUUAUUCACCUCUGAGUAACCCUUACGCCCUUAAAGAUGCAAGUGGUGCAGCUGACAUGUCAGCGUGGACUACGGCGGGUCUACAGCCUACGACUGGAUAUUAUCCUUAUGAUCCAACGUUAGCAGCUUACGGGUAUGGUGCCGGGUACGACUUAGCAGCCAGACGUAAAAACGCUACUAGAGAAUCUACGGCCACAUUAAAAGCAUGGCUGAACGAACACAAAAAAAAUCCAUAUCCCACGAAAGGAGAAAAAAUUAUGUUGGCAAUCAUAACUAAAAUGACAUUAACGCAAGUUUCUACGUGGUUUGCUAACGCAAGACGGAGACUGAAGAAAGAAAACAAAAUGACGUGGGAACCAAAAAAUAAGACAGACGACGAUGACGAUGCUCUUGUGUCCGAUGGCGAUGAUAAGGACAAAGAUGAUGAUGAGAAACGGGACGAAACAGACAUUCACGGUAGAAUAAAAUCAGAAAAUAACAAAGAAUUAGACGACGACGAUAUGACUGACGAAGAUAGGAAAGAUGACAUUCUUGGAACGAGCAUGCACCACAUCUUGGGUAACGGAUUCGGAAUGAAAUCCGAAAUGAAAACUUCAGAUUGCGGUGUACCACUACCUCCUUCAAAACCAAAAAUAUGGUCGUUAGCAGAUACUGCAGCUUGCAAAACUCCUCCACCUCCACCAGCGUCGCAGCAAUGGCUCGGAAGUAACGGUUUUGCACUUCCCAGUUCGAGGUACAGCGGUAGUGGGUUUUUACCUAGUCAUUGUCAACAGGGUUUCCCAGAAGUACAGACGGAUACGCCACCCCAAACUCCUCCUAGUAUGAAACUUCCUAGUGUAGCGAGUAAUUUAAUUCCUGGUCAAGGUCCUUGUAUAGGAUCGUCGUCUGGAAAUAGUGGGUAUUCCCAAUCAAGUUUUCUAGGUGGAUUUAGCAGAAUACAAUCACCUCAGAGGCCACCGGUUCCGCAAUCGAAUCAAAUGCCUCCUUCGACGACGGACAAUGCAGCCUUCAAGCCUUUUUAUAAAAGCUCCCAAACCAUGAACGGAGGGUUCGUGUCACCAGUAUGAGCCGCUCCCUCCUGGGCCUCGUCGUUUCGUCCACCUGAUUUGGCCCUAUCGAUGUCAUUGACAAUUAAUGGGCAAAGUGCAAAUGAAAUAAAUAUACAAUGUGAGUGAAGAACUCUGAGAUGCAAUCUGUUUGUACAUUUGUGUAAAUGCAUUUAUUUAUAUCUGUGAUAAAGAACAAAAGAAAGUUUGAUGAUGAUAAAAAGAUAACGAAGAAGACUUGUUGGCGACGAUGGAUAGAAGUAGUUCUAGGAAUUGUUCGCACUUUAAAUUUGUAAAUUAUUGUGUAUUUUCCAAUCACAUAAACCGAUCAGGCAACAGGUUUUCAAAUAUCGAAAGUAGAAACAGGAUAUUUCGAAUGCUUUUUCAACUAUUCAAAUAUCCCCUCAAAGCAAAUACUUUUUGCCCGAUCUACAGUUAUAGUAUCUAAUGGAUUUAAUACCAGGAUUAUAUAUUUAAAAAAAAAACUGUUUCUUAAUAGUUUCGAUCAAUUAAACAUGUCAACAACGGUUUUAUUUUUUUAAAUUCUAUACGAACUACUUUUAUAAUUAUGUUAAUGUGGCAAUCACAAAUUAUUAGAAUCGCUUAACGGUGGCAAAAAAUAUGUCGUGAUACUUUUAUGUGCAAUCAAUCAUUUAAUAUCUGGACCAAAACUUAGACGAAGCUGCUUUGUUAUUUAAAUGUUAAUGAUUAUCAUUAGUCAAAAAUAAUAUUGGGAGCGGCAUUAAAUCCAGUGUAUCAUAUUUUAUACAGGAUUGGGUAUGAAGCUGAUUAAAAAAAAAUCAUUAGUAAAACAAUGAAUUUUUUUUUAUCACAAUUCUUCAUAAUAUCUUUAUUACAAUUAUGGUUUAUAUUCUGUUGUAUAGAUUAACGACUCAUAUUUUGUGUAUUGAUAGGUUCAAGCUAAAUUUUGGCAUUAAACAAAAAAAAAACAACUACUUAACUGGCUAUAUACCGCGACGGAUAUUGAAACAAAUUUAAGACAGUUUAGCAAAUCAUUGAUUGUUAUAUUUAAUUGAAUUAUUACUAAAUAUCUUCUGUUGAAUAAAGAAUUUGAACGGUAUAGCAUCUGGUACAACAUGUGAAUGAUUACCAGCAAAAAAAUGGUAUGAAACUAAAGUAAGGCUCAGAACUAAUACAGAAAUACAUAUUCAAUGUUUAAAGAAGUAAUUAAAUUAUGUGAAAAACAAAGAUAUAAUGAAUCUUCAAUAACUGUAAUAAUUUCUCUAAUUACGUCUUUAUUUCUAAAGAAUGUCAGAUUUAGAUUUCUGAUACAAUUCUUUAAUAUUUAAGAGACAAUUCAAAUAAUAGUAAAUCUAAUUAACAAACAGUGCAAUCCUCUAAAAUGUAUUUAGAUGAUUAAGUAUAUGGACCAUCAAUUUUUUCAUACUCGUUACAAAUUUGUUAUUUUUUUAUGAAAUAUUUACAAACUUUUAAACACAUCUAAUAUUUAAUUGGGAAAAGCUAACAAGCAACUAGUUCAUUGUAUUAUUUUAAGUAACUUGACGUACAAAUUUACUUUCAAUUUCAAAAAUAACCUUACUCGGUUUAUCAAAUAUUUGAAUUGAGUUUCAAUGUUAUUUCGUGGUCCGUUUUCAAAGACAAGAAAGUAAAAAAUAUUCCCACUUCAAGCGUUUACUCAGCUCAGAUAAUAUCAAACAUUUACAGACCACCAAUAAAUGUUCCAAUAUGAAAAAUUUAUAAAAAUUUCAUCAUAACAAAGAGUUAUUAGAAACUAUAUUUAAAAUUUACGACGAUGAAGGGAUUAUUGCAAUUUCGUUAUUAUUGUCCAAAGUGGUAAAUGGAAAGGUCACAAACAUGUAUUAUUCAUCAGAAAAUUGAUGGCACAUGAAAUUUUGGAAUACCAUAGCAAAAGGAGGUAUCCACUCCUCCUCUUUUCUCCAUUAUCCUCCAAAAAGGAUAAAGUGACACCAUUUAUAUUUGAUUCAGCAGUUUGUUCCAUGCUUGCCAAUCUUUUCGCCAUGAUGCAGUUUCAUAUUUAUCAAGGAUUUUUUUGGUCUACCCAUCUACUUGGAGAUCUACCUCUUGGGCGUUUGCCUUCUUUCCCUGAUUAAUCGUUCCAUUAUUCAUGAUCUUCUAGCUUUGUCCCAGUAGUUUAUUCUGGUUACCAAUCUCGAACCAAUUUCUUGUAAUACGGAUACGUUGGUUGGUAUUCAUGAUACUCGUAAGAGUAGUCUAAAAACCCACAUUUCGAAAGCCUCUAUUCGGUUUUUAUCUGCUAGAUGGAGUAUUGAGUUACAGAUAGUUAAAAUUGUUAACCACUUUGUAACCUGCAAUUUCUGAUAUUUGUGAAGAAUUGUGGUCUCUGAUAACAGACAUUUUGCUCAUGAUUUCUAUUAUCGCUGGUAUGGUUAAUACUAUGACCGGUGUGUCGUCGGCGUAGCGCAGGUUGUUGAUCCUCUUUCCGCCAACUGAUAUUCUUUCUUGUCACUCAUCUAGAACCUCUCUCAUGAUGUAUUCGUUAUAAAAGUUAAAUAAGGUAGCUGUCUAGCUCCUGCUGCCGUUCUGAAUGUCCCCGAGUAAAGCCCAUCGAUUCCGACUUUCGCGUGGUAUUUUGGCGUUCUCAUUUCCCCUAUUAUGGUCCAAAUAUGGCUCCAGCUAACUUCAUCAAACGCUUUUUGAUAAUCUACAAAACAGAGAUACAUUGGACUAUUAAAUUGUCAAUAAAUUGUCUGAUAUAGGUAUCUGCACAUUUCUGCAUUUUGUACCUCAUACAAUCCUCCGUAGAAUUAGUAAUAAGUGACAAUUUGCUUAACGAAAUUCAUCUAUAUCGUUGGUAUUCUUCAAAAUUAUGUUAUAAUUAACUAAACAAUGUAUUAUAAUUAUUAAUAAUUGAAUUAAUAAUCAUAAUAUUUUUUUUAAUGUUUAUUUUUGUUAAUUCUCUUUAACGCCUUAGCUACACAACGAUGUGGGUCCCUCUUCUAUACAACGAUGUGUGCCAACAAAAAAUAUGCAUUUGAAACUCGAAAUAUUAAAAUAUAAAUGGAAUUUAACAGCUCCUGAACGUACAAAGUUGCCUAAUUAAUUUCUAAAAGAAAAAGUUGCUGACAGCCUGUUUUGAUUAGAAAGCUCUUCAUAGUCUUCGUGAGAUUUCUAGAAAUUUGUUACAAAUAGUUCACUACACCAUAAAUCGUUAAGAUCGUAAUAAAUAAAAUUAUUAUCAUUAGACACACACUAUGUUGUUGAGUAUUUUUUUUGUUGCAAUACAUUUUGAUACGAUUCAAUAUUCACUCACCCCAAUAUUUUUGCUUCUUUGAAACAUUAAAAAUGACAAAGCUGGCUAAUGUGAAACUAUGAAAUAAAGAAAAAUCUAGUUUACGUUUAAAUGUAAAAAAGAGAAUCAAAUAAACUAUUGUUAUAAUUUUUUCAUAAAAAGUUAUUAUUACCUAGAAAUUAUCUGUGGUAUUAAUCCUAGAUGCAAUCACAGAGUCGUUCUAGUUGUACUUCUGGUUUUACAUACUUAUUAUUGUUAUGUUCGUUUUUUAAAUAAUUAGACAAUUGUUGUGUAUAAAAAAAUACCAUAUCAUGGAUUUGUAAGAUUCUAUUAUUAAACUAACAUCAUUUUUGUUGGCUUCGAGCCGAAAAGUUGUAAAUUAUUUUAUCUGUUUGUAAAUAGUUCAAUGUAUAGAAGGAUAUUAUGAUUGUCUUGAUUAAAGUAUUAACAGAGACUA